GGCAUCCAAUUGAUAUUGUCUUUCUUUCCUCCUUCGUUCCUCAUCUCAGCAAUCGACGCCUAGUUACAGCACUCCCCCCUCUCAAUCCUACUACUACCCCCUUUUUAUUAUUUCUUUUUAUAUUUUUUCUUUCUUUUUAAAUUUCCCAAUUCUCCAUUUUUAUUUAUAAAAUAAAAAAGGAGAAGUAAUUUUAGUUUUAGGAAGGCGGGGGAGCGAUCCCCUAAACCAAACACGAAAAAAUUGAAAUCUAAAUCUACAACACAAAAUGGCAUUUCACGUAGCUUGUCCAAUUACAUGUCGCCGAAUCUGUUUCUGCACGCUAGGGUUUCCGCGCGCUCUCCACGCUGCUCCCGACGCUGCCGCCAAUGCCUUCGUUCACGAUGUUGCGUCGCUCCGCGACUUCCUCGCCGACACGCGCAGGGACGACGCCACCGUGCAGGUCCCCGUCCCCAAGGUUCUGCCGCCGCCGCCGCCUCCUCCUCCUCCAUCCGACGUUGUUUCUCUCGGCGCUGACGCGCUCGAUGAGUCGGCCUCCAUGAAGGCCAAGCGCAUCGCCCUCCAGCGCAAGGGUGCCGCCGCCAUGAUCGCCGCCGAGGAGUACGCUCGCCGCUUCGAGUCCGGCGAUGUCGUGAAUACUCCGGGAAAUGUUACUGGAGACGACCAGGGUCAAGCCAAUAGGAGCUAUUGUCGAAUUUGCAAAUGUGGAGAAAAUGAAGGAAGUGAGAAAGCUCAGAAGAUGCUAUCGUGCAAAAGUUGUGGUAAGAAGUACCAUAGGAACUGCCUGAGAAGUUGGGGUCGAAAUAGAGAUUUGUUUCAUUGGAGUUCAUGGACCUGUCCUCUUUGCCGGAUUUGUGAGGCUUGCAGAAGGACUGGUGAUCCAAGUAAGUUCAUGUUUUGCAAAAGGUGCGAUGGUGCUUACCACUGUUAUUGUCUUCAACCUCCACACAAGAGUGUUUGUAAUGGGCCUUAUUUGUGCACAAAACACGCAAGAUGUCACAGUUGUGGAUCCAAUGUCCCUGGAAAUGGACUAAGUGUGAGGUGGUUUAUGUCAUAUACCAACUGCGAUGCAUGUGGAAGAUUGUUUACGAAAGGGAACUACUGUCCUGUUUGUUUGAAGGUUUACAGAGAUUCAGAAUCAACACCUAUGGUUUGUUGUGAUAGUUGCCAGCUCUGGGUACAUUGCCAGUGUGACAAUAUCAGUGAUGAAAAAUAUCACCAGUUUCAAUUGGAUGGGAAUUUGCAGUAUAAAUGUCCUACAUGUCGUGGGGAAUGUUAUCAGGUCAAGAAUCCUGAAGAUGCUGCCCGAGAGAUUUGGAGGAGAAGGAAUAUUGCUGAAAGAGAUUUGAUUGCUAGCUUGAGGGCUGCAGCUGGUUUGCCAACUCAAGAAGAGAUAUUUUCUAUUUCACCAUUUUCAGAUGAUGAGGAUAGUGGGCCUUUAAAACUAAAGAGUGAAUCUGCUCGUUCCUUUAAGUUCUCUCUAAAGAAUUUGGCCAAUGACUCACCAAAGAAGAAAUCUUCUAGCAAAAAGACUGCUAAGAAAAAAGACUCACAGUUAUUUAUGACUAGUAAAAUUGACACACACAAUAGUUGUGAAGGACAUAGUGAUAUUAAAUCUUUGCAUAGCUUAGAUGAUGAUAAGAAUGAUGAUAUACAAUCCCAGAGAAAUGAAGGUCCAGAUGUUUACUCAUCCCCUGCUGCUGGAAGCUUGAGUCAAACUGAAGCAUCUUUUCCUAUUGAUCAGCCAGGGAUUUUGAAACAAAAGUUUGUUGAUGAGGUGAUGGUCAGUGAUGAAGAGAGGAAACCCAGAGUAGUUCGAAUUAAAAGCAACAAGGCACUUAUUCCAGAUAGUGAAGAGGAAAGUGGAAAACACAGUCUUAAGACUCAGAAUGUGAAAGGGAAGAAGUUGGUUAUAAAUUUGGGAGCACGGAAAAUUAACGUGGCUAGUUCUCCACGGUCUGAUACUUCAAGCUGCCAAAAAGAUCAAGAUCCAGUGACUGUUAAUGGAAAUGAAGAUAUAAGCCAAUGGAGGAAGGGAGACAAGUUUGCAUUAGAUAGACAAGAUGACACAGCUAGGCAUAUUGACGGUAAAGGAAACAAAGUUGAUUCUGGGCAAUCAAAAAUUUUCAGGGUUUCGGGAAGAGAAGGGAAUUUGAUUAAGCUGGGAAAAGUUAAGCCAGAUGUUUCUGAAUUCAACCUGACCUCUGGUAGAGGCAAUAUGUCUGAUGGGCGGAUAAAACAUAGUAUUGAUGGAAUGAUUAAUCAGGUUGGAAUAAAAGCCCCAUCAAGAGGUGAAAGGACAUAUUUGGGGAAGCAGUCAGAAGGCAGCUCUGAUGCAUAUGAGACAGAUGACAAUAAUAAUCGUACACCUUCACAUUCUUUGCCAAAAGACUCCAAACCUUUACUGAGAUUUAAAUUCAAGAAACCCAGCAUUGAAAGUCAAAAUUCUUCUCAACAGGAGGAAGAGAAGAUGACAAUCAAGGGCCAGAGGUCAAAAAGGAAGAGACCUUCACCUUUUAAGGAGAAAACAACAUUUAAUGAGUCUGAAGGUGUAAGUCAAUCACGUCAAGACAGUGCAAUGGAUGGGAUAAUGGAUGCAAACUGGAUAUUAAUGAAAUUGGGCAAUGAUGCAAUUGGAAAGAGAGUUGAAGUUCAUCAGACAUCUGACAAUUCUUGGCACAAGGGAGUGGUUACUGAUGUAGUGGAAGGCACUUCAAAGUUAUAUGUUGCAUUAGACGAUGGGAAAGUGAAGAACGUGGAACUCAGGAAACAAGGGGUCCGUUUUGUUCCUCAAAAGCAGAAGAGAUCUAAGACAUGAACUAAACUUGUCCACCCUUUGUGAUCAUUUAAUGUGGAUACUUUUCUUAAUUGACUUUGAAGAUUUUUCAUCUUUGAGGCCUCUUACUGAAUUUAUGUUCGUAGCUGCUCACAUUGCCGCUGAUUUUUGGGUGAAGCAUUCUUGAUUGGAGCAAAUUUCAGUCGAAAGAAUUAACCAUUUACCUCAGUCCUUUUUCUGGGCUGCAGGUUCUUGAUCGCGAGUUAGAUUUUUGUUCCUUUUCUACAUGUAUCUGAUUUCAAAGUAGAUCCUACCUGUGAUGUAUAGGUUCACCAUUUCUGUAGAAUAGAUUAGUUAAGGCCAACGUGUUAGCUGUAUGAUUAAUAUUGGUAGUAUAUUUGUGAAUUCCAGGUUUCAUGAUUUGAGAUAUUAUCUUGAAAGAUGAAAUUAUCGUCAACUUUUUAGAGUUGAUGGUUGUUCACUUCUACCUUCUCA
Molecule: messenger RNA, 3268 nt
Organism: Glycine soja
Lineage: Eukaryota; Viridiplantae; Streptophyta; Magnoliopsida; Fabales; Fabaceae
Exons: 13
Coding region: 266-2815 (849 amino acids)
Biological process (GO): DNA repair; DNA recombination
Molecular function (GO): metal ion binding
Source: RefSeq, a predicted model, not a curated record